Molecule: messenger RNA, 1280 nt
Organism: Entelurus aequoreus (snake pipefish)
Lineage: Eukaryota; Metazoa; Chordata; Actinopteri; Syngnathiformes; Syngnathidae
Exons: 3
Coding region: 49-882 (277 amino acids)
Source: RefSeq, a predicted model, not a curated record
AUUCUCAUCAGGUAACAUCACACCAGUGGCGGGAAACUCAACUCUGGAAUGGCACCUCCACUAAGUGCAGCUGAAUCACAACAGCGUUACAGAGCACGUCGUGAUGCUGACCCAGAGAGAAGACAGCAAUACCUGGAGAACGGGAGAGAAAAAUGGAAAAGGGACAGAGAGAAAGGCAUACAUACUGGUAUCAAUGAUGUCAGUGAGAGAGAGAAAAGGGCAAAGAGGAAGAAAUGGAGAGAGGCAAAGAGAGCAACCAGGGCCAAAGCCAGGAGAUCACAGGACACUCCCCCUGCAACUCCAGACAAUCAGCCAGAGACAGGAUCAGGGCCUCCAAGGCAACGCCGUCAAGGUGAAAAAAGAACAAGAAUUGGAAGGAGAAAGCGUCAACGAGACAUGGCCCUUUUAAAAGCCCAACUGGAUAGAGAAAUAAGAAGCAAGGAAAAGUACAGGGACAUCAGUUGUUUCUGUCAGAGGCUGGAUGGUCAACUGGAUUGUGCCUGCUUCGACCUUAAAGUAGCUACUCUGGAUGGAGUUCCAGUGCCGCCCCCAACACAGACACCCCCAACCGAGAACAGAGAGACCCCAUGGCGACCAGAGGAGGUUGACAGCAAGUACAUUGGAGAUUGGUGUGUUGUCAAGUAUGAUGAUGACGUGUACCCUGGAAUCAUCAUGGAUGUCGAAGAGCAUAGCAUUCGGGUGAAGUGCAUGCAUCGCAAUGGGGUAAACAAAUUCUGCUGGCCAAGUCCACGCGAUGAUGUCAGCUGGUAUGCAGAUGACCAACUUCUCUGUCUUAUACCAGAGCCACAAGCACUCAACAAGCGCUCUGUCCAACUGGAGAAGUCCACAUGGAAAUACAUGGAAGACCACUAUGUAAACUAGAAUGUGACUGUUGGAGACCAUAGGUCAUUCAAAAAGGUUUUCUUACUGGUUCAUUGUUAGCCGAUGUUCCUGUUUCUUUGGGUUCUGGCUCCACAGAAAUUCUCCAGCUGUUCCUCCUGGGGCUUCUUGUGUUUUCUUACCUCUGUGGGGUUUAGACCUGUCUGGUCAUGUUACUGGGCUGUUUCCUCAGGGUAUGCCCAAUCCAGCCUAAUUUCCUGCAAUUCUGUUUAAUGGUUCCUGUUUUGUGAUUCGCCAGAGCGGUGGUUAUUUUGUAGAAAUGUGUAAUUUACCCAAGAAAAUGAACAGAAAAUUAAAUAUUUGGAAAUCUAUGUUCUUUCACUUUCUUCCAAGUCAGAAAGUUUAGUCAUACUAUAAUUAAUAAAAUGCAUUCAAUCACA